Debaryomyces fabryi is the source of this 951-nucleotide messenger RNA. RefSeq names its product thymidylate synthase (gene CDC21). Bases 1 to 951 code for a protein of 316 amino acids. Gene Ontology annotation, biological process: dTMP biosynthetic process. Gene Ontology annotation, molecular function: thymidylate synthase activity. NCBI's taxonomy places the organism in Eukaryota, Fungi, Ascomycota, Pichiomycetes, Serinales, Debaryomycetaceae. The record is from RefSeq and is a predicted model, not a curated record. The transcript has a single exon. Gene Ontology annotation, cellular component: cytosol; mitochondrion.
AUGACAGUUUCUUCUAACGCAGCAGAGCAAGCUUACUUGGAUUUGUGUGAACGUAUCAUAAAUGAAGGAGAACACCGCCCAGAUAGAACUGGAACCGGUACUAAAUCGCUCUUUGCUCCUCCACAAUUGAGAUUCAAUCUUUCAGACGACACAUUCCCUUUGCUUACUACAAAGAAGGUUUUCUCGAGAGCUAUCAUUCAUGAGUUGUUGUGGUUCGUACAAGGAUGUACGGACGCUAAAAAAUUGUCGGAAAAAGGUGUUAAAAUUUGGGAAGGCAAUGGAUCAAGAGAAUACUUGGACUCCAUAGGAUUGAAAGACCGUCGCGAGGGUGAUUUGGGUCCAGUUUAUGGGUUCCAAUGGAGGCAUUUUGGAGCAGAGUAUAAAGAUUGUGACACAGACUACUCUGGACAAGGGGUUGAUCAAUUACAAGAUGUUAUUAAAAAGUUAAAAACAAAUCCAUACGAUAGAAGAAUUAUCAUGUCUGCAUGGAAUCCGCCAGAUUUUGCUAAGAUGGCCUUGCCCCCGUGCCAUGUAUUCUGCCAAUUCUACGUCAGUUUCCCGAAUGAGACUCCUGACUCUGGCACUAUUAAACAACAAAAGACACCAGCGAGACCAAAAUUAUCGUGUUUACUAUACCAACGUUCCUGUGACAUGGGGUUAGGUGUCCCAUUCAACAUUGCUUCAUAUGCGUUAUUAACGAAAAUGAUAGCACAUAUUGUAGACAUGGAUUGUGGCGAGUUUAUCCAUACAUUAGGUGAUGCUCAUGUGUAUUUGGACCAUGUUGAUGCAUUGAAAGAACAAUUGGCUAGAACUCCUAAAGAAUUCCCUAAGUUAAUAAUCAAGGAAGAAAGAAAAGACGAAAUCAAAUCUAUUGAUGAUUUUAAGUUUGAAGAUUUUGAAAUAGUUGGAUACGAACCGUAUGGUCCAAUUAAAAUGAAGAUGAGUGUUUAA